Eupeodes corollae is the source of this 475-nucleotide messenger RNA. RefSeq lists its product as uncharacterized. The annotation marks the transcript as partial. Gene Ontology annotation, biological process: telomere maintenance; DNA repair. The transcript is spliced from 2 exons. Gene Ontology annotation, molecular function: DNA helicase activity. The record is from RefSeq and is a predicted model, not a curated record. Lineage: Eukaryota; Metazoa; Arthropoda; Insecta; Diptera; Syrphidae.
AUGGGAGGCAUGGUAGUUUUAUUGGCUGGUGAUUUCCGUCAAACCCUCCCAGUGAUUCAAAGGGGGACACCAGCAGAUGAAAUUCAAGCGUGCAUUAAAUCAUCAAGCUUAUGGCCGACAGUCAAAAAACUUCGCCUGAAAACGAAUAUGAGAGUGCAUCUUCAUAAUGACGUGGAUUCAGGACUUUACGCAGAAAUGAUCAACACUGACAUUUUAAACGAGUUUCAAGGAGAAAAGAAGGAAUAUUUGUCAAUGGAUACAAUUAUGGAUACGGAACUAAGUACUUCAUAUCCUGUAGAGUUUUUAAAUUCACUUGAACCAUCGGGUGUACCGUCACAUAAACUUCAAUUGAAACUAAAUGUACCAGUAAUACUUAUGCGAAAUCUAGAUGCUCCUCGGCUAUGUAAUGGAACAAAGCUUCGGAUAACAAAAUUGGGACAGAACAUUCUUGGUGCUACUAUUUUAACAGGUGUCG